Impatiens glandulifera is the source of this 384-nucleotide messenger RNA. Its product is annotated as pentatricopeptide repeat-containing protein At3g47530-like. Lineage: Eukaryota; Viridiplantae; Streptophyta; Magnoliopsida; Ericales; Balsaminaceae. The transcript has a single exon. The record is from RefSeq and is a predicted model, not a curated record. Bases 1 to 384 code for a protein of 127 amino acids. Gene Ontology annotation, molecular function: zinc ion binding.
AUGGCUUCCCGUUUGGAUACAUUUUUCCUCAGCAGGAUAGAAUCACAACGUAGAAUCGGGGUAUCAUCCAAUUGCAACACAAUCGAAGUGAAUCGGAAGGUGUAUGAGUUUAUUGCAGAGGAUAUCUCGCAUUAUCGAAAGACUGAAGUUUACAGAAUGGUGGAAGAGGUUGGACAGCAACUGAGGAUUGCGGGUUAUGAUGGAGAUGGAUUGGAUUUGCAUAGUGAAAAGUUGGCGAUUGUUUUUGGGUUUUUGUCGACUAAUCCUGGAUUGACAAUAAGAGUUGCGAAGAAUCUGGAUGUUUGUUCUUUCAAACCAACUUUCACUUUCAUUUAUGUCAAUUGGAACUUCAAUUUGUGGGACAUUUCUGGAAUGAUUCAAUAA